UUCAGUACAAUCUCGAACCCUUCUCUGCGCUGGGUUUUGUUGUUGGAGUUUGGUAUUUGGCCAAUAUCCAGUCUGCUGUCACUUUCCUUGGAAAAGAAAUGGGGUCUUGCUAGCAAGAGAGAAAAACAGGGGAAAAGAAAAACUUUACCAGGAAAAACAGAAAAAGAGAAAGGGAGCAUUGGGAUACAACAAGUAUAGUCCUUUAAUGAUUUGAAUUGGUUUGGAUUUUUUGUUUGUUGUUUUGGUGGGGGGCUUUGUUUGAUGACGAUGGUCGUAGGAAUAUGCCGCACCUUUCGCGAUCGAUCACUCGACCGAUGCUUCCAGUGUUUCCCUUGUCUCUCCGAUCCUGCUCUGAGGUCAUCAUUGGGUUUGAAAGUGGCAUUAGUGAUGCUGCAUCUGAUAUACGCUGGCAUUCUCUUCCUUUUCGAUAGCGAUUUGAUAGAGAAAACGAAGAGAGAACCAUGGUACACUGCUUUGUAUUUGUUGUUGUUUUUUGCCACGUUGGUGCAAUACUUUAUUACUUCUGGUUCUUCUCCCGGUUAUGUACUUGAUGCAAUGAAGGCUGUUAACGAGACAAAUGUGAUAUAUAAGAAGGCAUCAAUAGCCUCAAAACAGCCUGCUUCAAGCAAAAAUGGAAGCUUGAUUGUCACUGUAGAAGGGAGUCAAUCAACUAGAAAUUUACAAGGGAAUAAUGUCACAUCUUGGACAAAGUUGGUGAUGGACAUGUAUCCCCCUGGAACACCCGUUAGGACUUGCACUUGCUCCUAUUGUAAUGUUGAGCAGCCUCCUCGAGCAAAGCAUUGUCAUGAUUGUGAUAAAUGUGUUCUUCAAUUUGAUCAUCAUUGUGUAUGGCUCGGAACAUGCGUUGGCCAGGGUAAUCAUUGCAAAUUUUGGUGGUACAUUUGUGAAGAGACAGCAUUGUGCCUCUGGACUGGCAUCUUGUACGUUACAUACCUGAAGGCCAACAUAUCAAGGGCUUGGUGGAAGGCUGCUAUUAUGAUUCUGCUGUUGAUCGCCUUGUCAAUUUCCAUAAUUUUUCUGCUUCUCCUUCUCCUUUUUCACAGCUAUCUUGUACUGACAAAUCAGACUACUUAUGAACUCGUUAGACGUAGGCGUAUUCCAUAUCUAAGGGGGAUUCCUGAACGAGUAUAUCCUUUCAGUAAAGGAGUUUGCAGCAAUUUGUACGACUUCUGUUGUGUUCGAAGCAGCAGUUACAGUUUGGAAUCUUUGCCUUCAGCUCAAGAACUUGAAGAAAAGUCAAUGCCCUACACUUGCUUAGAUGUUUUAACCUGUCGUUGCUGCUGAUAUUGUAGGGCUAUGUAUCAUUUACUUUAAAUCGAUUCUUUACCCUAAAAAUUUUAGUGUGAGAUUGGUGUAGAAGCACUGAUGUGCAGCCAAUUGUUCUAGUUACUAAACAUGGUUCACUGAAAGUCGGGUUGCUUGUCAAUUUUAGAUUUGUAUCUGUGAUGAUUCAAGAUUCUUUUGUUUUGCUGUGUUGAAGAAUUUGGAAAUUUUGUUCACCA
Molecule: messenger RNA, 1523 nt
Organism: Theobroma umbraticum
Lineage: Eukaryota; Viridiplantae; Streptophyta; Magnoliopsida; Malvales; Malvaceae
Product: DHHC-type zinc finger family protein
Biological process (GO): peptidyl-L-cysteine S-palmitoylation; protein targeting to membrane
Cellular component (GO): Golgi apparatus; endoplasmic reticulum
Molecular function (GO): protein-cysteine S-palmitoyltransferase activity
Source: RefSeq, a predicted model, not a curated record